Coprinopsis cinerea okayama7#130 is the source of this 312-nucleotide messenger RNA. RefSeq lists its product as hypothetical. The transcript has a single exon. NCBI's taxonomy places the organism in Eukaryota, Fungi, Basidiomycota, Agaricomycetes, Agaricales, Psathyrellaceae. The record is from RefSeq and is a predicted model, not a curated record. Bases 1 to 312 code for a protein of 103 amino acids.
AUGGGACGAGCGCUAGCACCAGCAAAGCCUGCGCGCUCCCCAGCAAAGACCCGCAAAGAGCCCAUACCAUACCAGCAAAGAGCCCAUACCUAUUACCAGCCACCCACUCCGCUCGCAUCCAUCUUCAGAUACCACUCAGGAACCCAGGGUUCCCCCCAACGCCCCAAACCCCCGAGCCACAAUAUCGGGAAACCACCAGUCACACCACCCGGAAACCCGCGACGGACCUGCGAUGUGGCGCUCCAAUCCGUACACGAGGGCGGUCAUGUGUCCCCUCUCGCCCCUCGCAAGCUGGGAAUCGCCGAAUCAUAA